GUGGGCUUUUGUUUCUCACAAUUUUCAGACCACAUAGCUUUAGUUUGGUACCUGUGUUUCUUGAUUUUCCAAUACAAGAUUUCAGUUCAGAUAUGGGUGUGCUCAAUUAUGAGGAUGAACUGAUCUCCCCAGUCCCACCAGCUAGGUUGUUUAAGUCCCUCGUUCUGGACGGAGACAACCUCAUUCCUAAGCUUCUGCCACAUGCCUUUAAGAGCUUUCAAAUCCUAGAGGGCCAUGGAGGACCUGGAACCAUCAAAUUGGUCACUUUUGCUGAUGGGAGUCCUUACAAGACAGCAAAGCAUCGUAUUGAUGAAAUUGACGAGGAAAAUUACAUAUACAAGUACAGCGUGAUAGGAGGUGAUGCUCUUGGGGAAGAUUUUGAUUCCAUGACGCACGGUUUCAAGAUCGAAGUCGGGGCGGAUGGAGGAUCUAUCUGCAAAACCACCAGCACAUUCCACACCAAAGGGGAAGAUCAUGUUAUACAAGAAAAGAUCAAGGCUGGCAAAGAGAGGGCAAAGGCAAUUUUCAAGGCUGUUGAGACUCACCUCCAUGCACACCCUCAUGAAUACAACUAAUUAUUAAUUAAAAUGGCUGUUUCUUAAUUAUAUAAAAAUGAAAUAAAAUGGAGUGUGCCGGUGUGAGAGUGUGUGUGAAUUGUGACUAUCAUUUCUAUUAAUUUAAGGUGUGUAAUUAUCCCUAUGUAUGAUUCAACUCAUGUUGUAAUAACGUAUAUGUAUUAAUGAAUGUAUGGAUAUAUGUUUAUGGUGAA
Molecule: messenger RNA, 769 nt
Organism: Sesamum indicum (sesame)
Lineage: Eukaryota; Viridiplantae; Streptophyta; Magnoliopsida; Lamiales; Pedaliaceae
Product: major strawberry allergen Fra a 1-3
Biological process (GO): defense response; abscisic acid-activated signaling pathway
Cellular component (GO): cytoplasm; nucleus
Molecular function (GO): protein phosphatase inhibitor activity; abscisic acid binding; signaling receptor activity
Source: RefSeq, a predicted model, not a curated record